AUGGUUACACACGAGAUCAGUUCCCUAAGGUCAAGGACUCCCCAUAUUCCAUCUAACUUAUCUACGGAAGAAAUCCGAGCACUUGAUGAAAUACAACAUAAUAAUGAGAUUGUUUGCAAACCUUCUGAUAAAGGAGGAAACAUCGUCCUGAUGGAUAAAAGUUACUAUAAGGCUAUGGUGAUGAGACUGUUGAAUGAUAAAGAUACUUAUCGUAAACUUGACCAUAACCCACUUCAGGAGUUUAACCAGAAUUUACUUGAUUCCUCUUCAUGCAGUCCAUUCCUCUUCGUGCAGUCCAGUCCUCUACGUGCAGUCCAGUCCUCUACGUGCAGUCCAGUCCUCUACGUGCAGUCCAGUCCUCUACGUGCAGUCCAGUCCUCUACGUGCAGUCCAGUCCUCUACGUGCACUUCAACAGUUCAGUUUCUACAAUUGUUAAAAGCCUAGACGUGAUUAAAAUCACGGAUCAGUCAACCAUAGUGUGCAAGGGCAGAGAUCUUAUUGUUGAGAUGGAGAGGCUGUUGUAUUUGUGGAUUAAGGAAAAGCAAAUGAGAGGGGACACUGUUCCUGGACACUUUAUCUGUGAACGUGCAAAAUGCAUUUUUGAAGAGCUGAAACAUUUAGAGCGAGCAAAGGUUGGUUUGAAUGUUUCAAGCAAAGGUGUGAGGUCUGUUCUGGAAGAAAAUGCCAAAGCGAACAUUUAUCACCAGCAUGGACAUAAGCCUAUGAAAGAUCGACUAACCCUUUUGGUGGGUGCAAAUGCAUCAGGAGAUUUUAAGUUGAAACCAAUGUUGGUUUAUCAUUCAGACACACCUAGAGUCUUCAAACAGAAGAAAAUCAUCAAGGCCAAUCUAGGAGUGUUUUGGCGCUGUAACAAAAAGGCCUGGGUGACCAGACAUGUUUUCAAUGAAUGGGCAAUAGAAGUUUUUUGUCCUUCAGUUAAGGCAUACCUGGAGAGAAACAGACUGCCUCUAAAAGCAAUACUGCUGUUAGAUAAUGCUCCUGGCCAUGACCCAGCACUGGCAGAAUCAUUAGAGGCUCAGUUUAGCUUUAUUACUGUAAAAUUUCUUCCUCCAAACACCACACCUCUUCUUCAACCCAUGGACCAACAGGUCAUCUCAAAUUUUAAGAAGUUAUACACCAAGAAGAUGUUUACAAAAUGCUCUGACGCAACUGAAGCAGACAAAAAUCUGACAAUCAAAGAAUUUUGGAAAACACAAUUCACCAUCUUGGACUGUGUUAGGCUCAUUGUGAGUGCUUGGAAUGACGUUUCCAUUCGUGUGCUUAAUUCUGCUUGGAAACCUUUGUGGCCUUCUGUUGUGCAUAAGGCAGAUGUUUCUGUAGCACAAGAAGAUUCCAUUGAGACGGAAAUUGUCACUCUGGGGCAGGCUAUGGGUCUGGAAGUGGAUGAAGAUGAUGUGGAGGAAAUGAUCCAAGAUCAUGAGGUGGAACUGACUACAGAAGAGCUAAUUGAACUUGAAAAUUCAACAGAGCAUGUCAGUGGAGAAGAGGAUCAUUGUGAGGAUGACCAUGUUGUCACAGUUCAAGAACUAAAGGAUCUGUUUUCUUCCUGGGAAGUUGUAAAGAGUGUUGUCCGAAAACAACCAGACAUUGCUCUUACUGAGCUUAAAACCUGUGACUAUGAGGAUAAAGUGCUGAGCUACUUUAAAAACCUGAAGAAAAAACAGCAGAGACAAACCACAUUGGACUUCUUUUUCAAAAGGCCACGGAAGGAUCCUGACUCUGCUUCUAACACCAGAAGGACCGGAACCAACCCUGAUGAUGCUUCCAUCCUUCCAGAUGUGACUAUCCAGCUUCUAUAAAAACACCAGAAGGACAGGAACAGACUCUUCCAUCCUUCCAGAAGUUGACCAGUUUGCAGUUUACCCGUUCCCAGUUGCCUCCUACAAAG
Molecule: messenger RNA, 1910 nt
Organism: Hyla sarda
Lineage: Eukaryota; Metazoa; Chordata; Amphibia; Anura; Hylidae
Product: tigger transposable element-derived protein 1-like
Exons: 6
Coding region: 1-1821 (606 amino acids)
Cellular component (GO): nucleus
Molecular function (GO): DNA binding
Source: RefSeq, a predicted model, not a curated record